This is a messenger RNA of Triticum urartu, 832 nucleotides long. RefSeq names its product ATG8-interacting protein 1. The record is from RefSeq and is a predicted model, not a curated record. Gene Ontology annotation, cellular component: intracellular membrane-bounded organelle. NCBI's taxonomy places the organism in Eukaryota, Viridiplantae, Streptophyta, Magnoliopsida, Poales, Poaceae.
GUCUCUGACAUGGGCGACGAUGAUGAUAGGGAGGAAGACCGGCAGGAGAAACUGAAGCAUGAUGGCCUUGACAGGACUCCGUCCUUUGACAAAGGGAAAAGCCUUUCCUCUGUCGAUAUGGAACCUGAUGAUGGCAGCGAGUUGCACAGGGGCAGUCCGGUUGGAAAAGACCCGGUUGCGUUCUCAUCUUCUGGUUCCAGUGCAACUGAUGCUGAGAAAGAAGCUACCCAGAGUGCCAAGGAGAAGACCGAAGAAAAUACAACGCUCCAAAAUGUUGACCCUGUCACUGAUUCGUCCAAUGUUGUUGCUUCCGGUGAGGAGAGCAAGCCUGAUGGUUCUGGAGCCCCACGCAGCGCGUGGUGGCAGAAGCAACUUAUAUCGCUGUACAGGAGCGCUAAGGAGAGCAACAAGCUCUGGCCUAUCGUUGUGGCUGCUGCCGCUUUGAUGGGGAUGGCGUAUUUCCGGCGGCGCUGGCAGAAGGGCAAGCUGCAGCUUCAGCAGGUCAAAUUGCAACCUGCCAGCAGCAAGGAGAGAAUCAACCAGGCCACGGUACCACUUAACCGAAUCAAGGACAUUCUUGUCGCUGGCAACCACGCGAGUCCGGCUACUCAUGGAAAUGCUCGAUUGGGCUGAUGAUGAUAACCAUCCCGCGACGGAUGAUGUAUCCUGAAACUAGUGUAUCCAAUGGAGAAAUACCCGAUGCCGCAGAACGUAUGGACGUUUAUGCGUGCUGUCUGUGUAAUUAAACCCCAAAACUCCUCCUGGGCAUGUAAAUAUACACGAGUUUUGUGUGGUUGCUUUCCCUCCUUUGGAAGAACUCCCUCCUUGGCCA